CAGCCUUUUGGCUGGAGAAGCUGCAUAUUUAUGUAGUUUUCUGAGCCAGUCAUUUUUUUUUAGCUUUAUUUGCCUUCUCUUCUUAACCUUCAGCCUACUAGAUAUUAUAGAGGUGCACACCUGCAAGGCAGGUCAUCUUUACGAAUGCCAAUUUCUGGGGGUUCUCAAAAAAAAUCUCAAGACUCUCCAAUUAUAGCAAUGUAGUAAAAAAAAAAAAAGACAAUCCUAUUUGGUCUGCCCUCCUUUGCUGUUGCUACCUUCCAGUUUGUGACAUCUAGAUAGUGGGAGGUCUGAUGAACUGAACAAGACAGGCUGCUGCAAGGAAUUUCAUUCUUGCUGAAAUCCGUGAUCCCUUGGUGGAGACAGCUCCUUUCACUUGGAGUGAUUUCUUUCUUCUGUGUGACUUUGCGAGGGGCUCUGGUAUUACUGCUCGAUGUAUAGCUCACGGAGAGAACAGCGCAAGGCAGAAGAGAAGAAGUAAGCCAGCUGACUGGCUCUCAGACGGAACGAGACAAGAGCCCACAGCACAGCAACUGGCUUCCCUCUAACGUGCGAUUUUGAAGUCAGCAAAACUGAAAUCAAAUUACCAUCUGAUUGUGUGGGUGAAGGAUUAAAGAGACGGGGCUACCGGCUGCCUUAAUGAGGAUGAAGGAACCAGGAAGUCAAAGAACAAGCAAGUACAUCUAAUGUCUGGACCCUGAAGCCUCAUGCUCAGAAAUGGAUAUUCUUGUGGAAGAGGAUAGCUCUGUGACCCCAACUACAAAUCCCUUAAUACAAUUAAAUCAUGACAGAAGACUCUAUGAACCUGAUUUCCUCUCUGGAGAGAAUAAUACUUCUGAUGCACUUAAUUGGACCGUGGAUGCUGAAAAUGGUACAAACUUCUCUUGUGAAGGUGGCCUUGCACCCCCAUGUUACUCCUUACUUCAUUUCCCAGAGAAAAACUGGCCCGCAUUGCUGACAGCUAUAGUGAUUGUUCUUACCAUUGCUGGAAACAUACUUGUCAUCAUGGCAGUCACUCUGGAGAAGAAGCUGCAGAAUGCCACCAAUUACUUUCUGAUGUCACUUGCCAUUGCUGAUAUGCUGCUGGGUUUCCUGGUGAUGCCAGUGUCAACAUUAACCAUCCUGUAUGGGUACAAAUGGCCCUUGCCCACAAAACUCUGUGCAGUCUGGAUUUAUUUGGACGUGCUUUUCUCCACUGCUUCCAUCAUGCAUCUCUGUGCUAUCUCCUUGGACCGCUAUAUUGCUAUUCGGAACCCCAUUCAUCAUAGUCGCUUUAACUCAAGAGCUAAGGCAUUUUUGAAAAUAAUUGCUGUUUGGACCAUAUCAGUGGGUAUAUCAAUGCCAGUUCCAGUCAUUGGCCUACAAGAUGACUCCAAAGUCUUUAAAGAAGAGAGCUGCUUACUGGCUGAUGAGAACUUUGUCCUGAUUGGCUCUUUUGUGUCCUUUUUCAUCCCCUUAGCCAUUAUGGUGAUCACCUACUUUUUAACAAUAAAGACUCUUCAGAAAGAAGCUACUUUAUGUGUGAAUGAUGUUGGCACAAAGAACAAAUUGUCGUCUUUCAGCUUCCUCCCUCAAAGCUCCCUGUCUUCAGAAAAGCUCUUCCAGCGUUCCUUGCACAAGGAACCUGUAUCCUACGGAAGAAGGACUAUGCAGUCUAUCAGCAAUGAACAAAAGGCUUCCAAAGUCCUUGGUAUUGUUUUCUUCCUGUUUGUCGUAAUGUGGUGCCCCUUCUUCAUCACCAAUGUGAUGGCAGUCAUCUGCAAGAAGUCAUGCAAUGAAAAUAUCAUUGGAAUUCUACUGAAUGUAUUUGUUUGGAUUGGUUACCUCUCCUCUGCUGUGAAUCCAUUAGUGUAUACACUGUUCAAUAAAACUUACAGGUCUGCUUUUUCUCGUUAUAUCCAGUGUCAGUACAAGGAGGACAAGAAACCUCUGCAGUUGAUUUUAGUGAAUACCAUACCUGCAUUAGCUUACAAUUCUAGGCAAAAUGAAAUGACACAGAAGGAUGAAAAGAAAGACUCUGAGGGGACGGAUAAAGACUACACUGGGAUUGAUAUCGGAAUACAUAAUUUAGAUAAUACACCCAAGGACAGUGUUAUCCCAGUGAAUGAAAAGGUUAGUUCUGUGUGAUCUCACUAGACAGUGAGUAGCUACUAUGGCAACCAUGGAGUACUCACUGAGAAAGUUUGCACCAAUCUCAAAGGGAGAAAGACUUGGAAAAAUUAGGCCAGUCUAACAGAACCAUCAAUUACAUCAACAUAUUCCUCAUGUUACGAUGUCAAUAAAAAGCAGAGUUAAAUACCAUAAAAUUUGCAUCUUUUUUAAAAAAAUAAAAGAAAUUCAUACAGUAUUUCAGCUAUUUUAAGCAUAGCCUUUACUAAAGUUAUUUUUUAAUAUCUUAAAAAAUAUAUUUCUUAAAGGCAAAUACCAUUUAUGGUAGAAUUUUAAUGAUGGCCACAAAUAAAUCAAUUUUGAUAUUUUUCUUUUGAAAAUGAAAACUAUGCUACUGUGUCAUUUAUUGACAGCAUAGGUUUGAAUUAGUUACUUUCUGGUAUAAUUAUUAAUAAAAAAGAAAUUUGAAGAUAAUGAAUAUUUUUAGAACCUUUGAAAUAAAGGACAAUGUUAAUGAAUCUGCUGACAUAUACUUUGAAAAAAAUACCCAGGGUACUUCUCUUAUAAUAAUAAUAAUAGCUGUAUUGAUGAAAUAAUGACAUAGACAAUUUGGUAAUAUUUUAUUAAUAUUAUUUAUUCAGAUACCAUUCUGAACUACAAAUGAACUCUCUGCUAUUUACCAUAUGCUUCAUUUCAAAUUAGAUGUUGUAAAAUAUUAUUCAGUUAACAAUAUUUUCAGUUCCUUUUUUUUAAUUCUAUGCUUUUAUUCUGAAUGUCUCCUAUGUCCUCAUGCUGGAUUUUGGAUAUAUCAUUGAAUGGAUAAGUUCAUAGUAUCAAAUAGAUUUAUAGAAAUUGUUUUUAGGAAAGAUUACUCUUAACAUAAUCUUUAACUUUUCUGUAAUGCCCUGUCCUCGUGACAAUGACAAAAAAGUUUUGGAAAUUAAUCAGAACAGAUGAUUCUGGACAGCAACAGCUGAGGCCAUGUCUAAAAGCAUUAUAGUAGUCUUUAUAAUUGGUACGAAGCAGUAGAAAUGAGCCUAUAUGUGUUAGUCAUUUAAAAAAUAGAAAUUAAAGAGAAUCAUAUUCAUUAAUAAAAAGUUAACCUGGGAAUCGAUUUCACUCCUUUUUAAUUUCUUUUCCCCAUUCCUACCUCCCCCCUCAAAAAAAUUGCUUGUGGUACAUUGAGGGAAAUCCUAUAAAGUAAAACCUACUGAUUAGUCAUUAAGGCAUUAGGCUCACAUCCUGCCUUAUUUUUAACAUCCUGGCUCUUAGCUGCAGGUAGAAAACCAAAGCAAGAAAGUAAAAAAAACAAACAAACAAACAAGCAAACAAAAACCCCGCUUGGCCAAAUGAUGUAGUAACAUUUGAAAGAAAUGCUUUUAUGUAGGAAGCAUCAUGGCGUAGUUGAAAGAGUGUUGGAUUUAGCAUCGGAGGACCUUGGUACAAUCUUGGCUUUUCCAUUUGCCAUUAAAAUAACUAUGAAGAGGUCACCUUAGCUUUCCCAUUUACAAAGGGAACAGAUUGAAUUCAACAAGCAUUUAUUAAGCAUCUGGGGUUACAACAAUACAAAAUAAUACUUGCCCUUGAAGAAAUGGCAUUGAAUUGAAAAGGUGAUAGUUAAAUCCCUUCCAGUUGCAAAUCUGCAAUAGACCAAAUCUACAUAGCUAAAAAUGUAAAAUAAUAUUUUACUUUACGAUCUGUUCAUUCUUUCUAAGAGAAAAAAAAGCCUAUUUUCACAUUACUCUGUGAUGCUAGACUAUGGAAAACAGCAGAAGCUCUGUUUCUUUAAAGGGUUUUCUAUUUUAAUUUUUAAGGUCAUUUAAACAUUGACUGUUCACACCUUGAUCAUAAUCCUUUCAACUAUUACUCUAGGUCAAAAAACAAUGUGGUUGCUAUUGAAACAAAGAGGAUGAUAUGUGAUUACCAAAAGGAAGGUCCAAUAUUGCCAAUUCUGUUGAAAUAUAAAAAAUUACUCACCCUCCCUCUUUUACCCCAGGCCUUUAGGACAGAUUAUUUAAGUGAAUUAUGGGGAAAGAGGGAGAGAGAAUUCCUGGGGGGGUUCUCAUUUCUGUAAUUUACAGCUGCUUUAGGGAUAAAUUCAAUAUUUAUGUCCUACCAAAUAUAUUGCUGACUGAAGUAAUGGCAGAGUGACUCAAAAGCUAGAAUAUAUUGUAUACAGCUGACAUCAAGACUGUGUUUGAACUGAAUUAUUCUUUAACGGUUAUAUAGAUGUAUUGGAUAAAGUUCAAAUGCUACCAAACUUCUUGUUUAGUGUAUUUUGCCUUAGUUUGUGAUGUUGCACAUCUCUUUAUGUACAUUAGAGAAAAUUGGAAUUCCUACCCCCAUAUAGCCUACCUUGAAUUGAAUGUACAUAAUUAUUGCCUGAAAACUACCUGAUAACUAUAUAGAUAUUAUCAAUGGUCAUCAAUAUGUUUCUCACUCUCUCCAUGAAGUAUAUAUAUAUCUUUUAUUAUGUAUAUAUAAAUGAUAAUGACUAUGUAUAUAUGUAUAUAUACAGAUAUGUUCAAACAGUUGACCCAAUAUUUAUAUAUUUAUAUGGAGGAAGAGAGAGAGACUAAUGAAAACACAUUGUAUUUAUAUACAUAUGUAUACACACAUAUGGGCAUGUUUGUAUUUUGUAUAUUUCCAUGUGAAAUUGUGUUCAAAGAUUUUAAUAAGUCCCCUGACUGUCCCAGCAGAUUAAAGUGCUAUAGUGCCAGCAGCUUCUUCAUAAACUGGAAGUAUGUCUUAAAUAAUUUGGAAACUCGAUGUUAACAUAAUUGUGAUGGAAAUGAAAAGAGUGCAGUUGCAUAUAUGUAUAUGUAUGUGUGUGCGCACAUGUGUACAUAUGUGUGUAUGUGUAUGUGUGUCUAUGUCAAUUCUUCAAUCGUCUGUGAUUCCAUGGCUCUGGGUGCUCCCUCCACCAACACAGAAAGACAGCAACCUCUGUAUACCUUGAUGAUGGGUCUUUGUCAAUUGCUGUGACAUUCAUCACCUGGUGGCCAGCCUACCUGAUGAUGAGCUUUUCCAAACCUUGCUAGUCCGGACCUUGGAGGAGCGAUAUACAUACGGGCCUUUGCUGGCACUGAACUCAUUGCCUUUUCAUCUUGCAAGCAUCUCCCAGAGAUUGUUCUCCUUGGAGUAGCCAUGGAGAACCAUGGUGGUUUCUCUCCACACCAUAACGAGGGAUUGAGGAAGAACUACUGUGGAAGAGGUUAUAUUUAAACAUGGGUGUUUGGUUUAUUUGGUGUCAAAUAAACCGAAAGCUUAGGGCACUUUAUAAUCUCAGUCUAGGGAUUUUCUGACUACCUUAUCUUUUCCAGUGAAUUGUUAUUUUCCCUAAGGAUGGAGACUCUUUGGACAACUGAGAGAUCUUGAAAGACUGACUUUAAAGGAUUCACUCAACCAAUAGUUUUAUUCAGAUUACGGAGUUUUACUUUUUUUCCUUUAGUGAAACUCAUGUGGUAAAUCCUUCGAACAUGAUGUAAAAGGAUUUAUGCCAAACCAUCUCAAUGAAAAGUCCUCAGGAGCAGAACGCAUAUAUUUAAUCUGCUUGACCGCAGUGCCAUCUCAUGGUCAUUUUAAAAAGUGCUAUUCUAGCCAACCAAGUUACUUACUGUGCUGCUUUUAGCAAAUGGUGCUGUUGCCGUUUUGUGCGUCACUGGAAAGUAUUCAUAAAGCAUUGAGUUAUUCUGUAUGAUAUGAUAUGCAACAAGUACAGUGCAAAUUAUUUUGUGUAUGGAGUUUGAUUAAAGCAAAUUUAGGAUUUCAAGGAAUGACUAUAAAUAAAGCAUACUUGAAAGUGAA
Monodelphis domestica (gray short-tailed opossum) is the source of this 5916-nucleotide messenger RNA. RefSeq names its product 5-hydroxytryptamine receptor 2A (gene HTR2A). Gene Ontology annotation, cellular component: plasma membrane; dendrite. Lineage: Eukaryota; Metazoa; Chordata; Mammalia; Didelphimorphia; Didelphidae. The record is from RefSeq and is a predicted model, not a curated record. Gene Ontology annotation, biological process: release of sequestered calcium ion into cytosol; response to xenobiotic stimulus; serotonin receptor signaling pathway. Gene Ontology annotation, molecular function: G protein-coupled serotonin receptor activity; neurotransmitter receptor activity.